This is a messenger RNA of Fukomys damarensis (Damara mole-rat), 660 nucleotides long. RefSeq lists its product as uncharacterized. Bases 1 to 660 code for a protein of 219 amino acids. The record is from RefSeq and is a predicted model, not a curated record. NCBI's taxonomy places the organism in Eukaryota, Metazoa, Chordata, Mammalia, Rodentia, Bathyergidae. The transcript is spliced from 5 exons.
AUGCGGGCAUCCAGAAAGACAACCACAGAUACAGACAGACUACUUUCCUCCAGUUUCAAAGUUCAUAUCCAGGAGAAGACAGGGCCUAGUUUUACAGGCAAGAGGGUUGAGGUCACCGAGGGCCCACAGAGGCGAAGAGCCACACCCACACCCCAAAGUCGACUCACAGAUUCUUCUGAGUACAGGGAAGGUGACAACCAGCUGGCCCAGGAGCAGUGGGGAGGCCCAGGCACCACUGCCAGGACAGAGCCUGCCCUCCAGUUGCUGAGCUGCUGUGACCAGAGGGAGGCAGCACAAGGAUUCAGCCUCCUGCGCUGGAGGGAAAAAGGCAUAAAAAGUGAAAACAUCAAAGUAGCAUCAAAGGACAAGCUGUGCCAGCUUUCACACCCUCCUGGCUCCAGCUUCUCACCUGUUUCUGAUCAGUUGGAACAAGGACCCCUCCCCCAGGCCUCCUGCCUUAGGAAGCUGGGACCAGAGCACCUACCUUUCCUCCUUCAGGCUUCUGCUCCCCUCCCCAUUGUACAGACCUACCUGCAUCCACAGGGUGGGGAUUCAGGGACUCUGAGGCUAGAAGAGAAGCUCCUUGCUGCAGACCAGUCUCAGUUCAGCAACCUGGAGGUCAUGGAUCACUGGUUGCUCCUUGCACCACUGUGGCUCUGA